This is a messenger RNA of Oryza sativa Japonica Group (Japanese rice), 2595 nucleotides long. RefSeq lists its product as uncharacterized. Gene Ontology annotation, biological process: ribosomal large subunit assembly; rRNA processing. NCBI's taxonomy places the organism in Eukaryota, Viridiplantae, Streptophyta, Magnoliopsida, Poales, Poaceae. The record is from RefSeq and is a predicted model, not a curated record. Gene Ontology annotation, cellular component: nucleolus. Gene Ontology annotation, molecular function: rRNA binding.
ACACCACGUCACCACGCCCUCUCUGCUCAGCAGAUUAAACAAGACAAAAAAAAAACAACGGCGGGGCGGGGCGCCGACAUGGACGGCGGCGGCGGGGGCGAUCCGGGCGGCCGGGUCGGAGAGGCCAAGGCGGAUGCCACACGCGCUGCGAACAAGCGAAGGGCCCCAUCGCCAGCCGGGGGUGGGGGAGUCGAGGCCAAGAGGAGGAGGAAGGACGCCAUGGGCUCGUCGGUCUCCGGCAGCAGAUCUGGUGGCGGUGGGGGCAGGAGGCUGCGACAUGGUCGAGGUAGAAGAGCUCGUGCCUUCAGACGCAAGCUUGAGGAGGAAAAUAAGAAUUCAAAUAAUAGACCCCGUGCCUCAAAUGUGGUUAUUGCUUAUACGCCUAACCUCAUUCGGCGGUAUGGGACUCUCUUGAGAAACAUCUCAUUUCUGCUUCCUUAUGAUGGUCAAGGAAAGGCAUAUGCUUGUCCUUCGGACAAAAUCAAUGUGUUUCUUAAAUGGAGCAGAUGCAACUUUUGUCUCUUCUUUGAGUGGGCAGAAGGUGAUCAGAUGAUGAUUUGUCAUAUGUUCAAUACAUUGAAAGAGAUUCACAUAUCGUUUCUUAUAAAUCCAGCAUUCCUAGAUGAAAGUAUGGAAGUGAAAGUAACAAAUCCUUUACUUUCAUUUUCAUCCAAUUUUGUUGAAGAUGAAACUUGGGCUCUUGUGAAGGAGAUGCUAAUGAUGAUGUUUUCUCCAGUUCAAGAAGAUGAGCGUGCAGCUUCAGAUCUAUAUGUCUUCACAAAGAGUAGAGAUUCUGUUUACUUCAGGAUUUUCAAGAUCACUAGUAUCCCUGCAGGCGAGAGUGAAAAUUCACUGGUUCUUGAUGAGGUUGGGCUAAAUUUUUGCCUCAAGCUUUUAGAUGUCCACGGUGCUUUUGUUGGCUCAGACUGUGAUCAAGCUCUGGAUGGUCUUCAAAGUCAGACAAGAAAUGAGUUGAAAUUAUCCCCAGAUAUAUAUUACUGUGUGCCAAAUGAUAAACUUGGAUGCUGCACUCUCCACUCAGUUGCUUUGAAUAAUCAGAACUAUUUAUUUUUUUUGGAGAAUGGCUUGGAUUUAUCACAUUUUGAAGGUUUCUGUUUGACUUUGGAAGAAUUUCUCGAGAGGAAUUCUUUUCUGAAGAUAAAGCAUAUUGUUGGGUCAAGGAAUGAUGAGGAAUGUAAUUUUGUUCGAAAUAUUGCUAAGGCAAUUAUUCGUUCCAUGCUGUCACACCUUGUUAACUUGUUCUCUUUGGGGAAAUGUUUGAGGAUGGGAACAGACCUUCUGAGAAGGAGGAAAAUUCUUUUAAAAGGAUCUGAUGUCAAGUUCUUUCAACUUGAAGUGAUUGCAUAUGAGGAGGAUGAAGCAAUAAAUAAUGUGCUGCAGGUUGUUGAGUUGGUUAAAAGUUGUUUUGUUGGGGAAAUGAUACCGGCUGAUCUGCAAGGUGAUCUACAUGAUUUAAAGGAAAAUCCUUUGAAGAGACUUGAAUCAGUGAUAGACAGCAGCUCAUUAAUGUCAGCUAAAGAGAAGAAAGGAUUAUUGGUCAAUUUGCACACUGAAUAUAAAACCAAUAUUAGUCCAGCUAUUAGCGAAGAUGAUCGUGAUAGUUUAUUUAAGCACAUCCCGUAUUUGGACUGCUGGAUGAACAGAACGGAAGACAAUGAGUAUCUAAAGCUCGUUGCUAAUUUGGAUUCAAAAAAAGUGGCUUUGAAAGUUAACAAGGUUGGAACGGAUAAGAGAAAACCAUCUAAAAAUGGUAUCUUACAGUUUGAUUUUAUGAGGAAUUCCGAUGUUCAUAUACCUGAAAAGGCAUUAAAGGAUGGUAUCACCCCCUUUCGUUUGUCAUGGACAGAUUAUAUUUUAACUUCCCGCUACCCAACGUACUUGCGUGCCAUUCAAAAAAGUUUGGAACCAUACAUGAAGUCAAGAAAGAAGUUAAAAUGAUGUUACCUCACACACAAAGAGGGCGGGCUGGAUUUUCAUUGGAACACAAUGUGGUUGAUUUGAUGGAGAAACUGGGGUUGGCUAUACAUCCGCUGGGAGUAGGACCGAUUGAUUUUCUCAUACAUCUGCUAUUCAUGACAACUUGGAUUGGCUGAAUAGCAUUUUUGUUGAGCAUGCCUGAAAAUCUGUGCAGACAUCUGUUAAUGUUUUUAUUUGUUUGAACUCGUGGUAGCUUUGUGCGGAAUCACGUUUUGGUUGAACUUGCCUGACAAUAUGUGUUCAGAACAGCCGCACAGCACAGGUGUAGUUUGCUCGAUGUGUUCGGAAUAUGUGGUUUAUCUCAGUUCGUGACAGCUUCGUGCUAAUCACGUUUAGUUGAGUAUGACCGAAAAUGUGUGCACGUAUUGGUGGUGUUUGCUCAAAUAUCCGUGCUAUUGUUUUUUUCAUGUUUUGGAAGUCUCUGCAUGCUUUGUGGUCUGUCUUCAUGUGUCUAUACCAUACUCCCUCUGUCCUAAAGGGGCAAAUCCCUUUCUUCCUAGGUUGAGUUGUUGCGGAACGGAUGGAGUAUGAGACAUUCUUUUUCACUACUUGUAAGAUUGACAGAUAGUUAAUUAUUCCUUGUUUAGUAAUGGCAAA